AAAAGUGCAAUCUGGGCUGCGAUUGUUUUGUGUUAUAAUUAAAAUUUUGAAAAUGGUUUCGCAUUGAUUUAAUAAUAUCGCACUAAAUAUAAUUCAUAGGUAACACACGCACACGCUUUACAAAGUUGGAAUGUUCUGAUUUCAGUUUUACUGACCUCUGAUGGUUGUUUGGGCCGAUUUUUACAAUCUCGUUAUGAGAGCAGCAGUAGCAGUCCAGGAACUAGAUAUUAAAAGGAUAAACAAGGAAGUGUAGAAGGCAAAAAAGAUUCGCUUGAAGCUACUUUCCCCACUCACAAUACUAAGGAUACAUAAACUCGACUCGAAGACUACACUGCAACAUGGGUCGUGUAUUUCUGGAGCAUCUCGGGGGGCUGAAAUUAUUCGAUUGCGCGCAAUGUCACACCAAUUUAACCAAUCGGAGCCAACUCAUUAGUACCAGGUUUACUGGCGCUACAGGACGUGCCUAUCUAUUUAAGCGUGUCGUUAACUUGACUUAUAGCAAUGUUCAGGAGCGUGUAAUGCUUACUGGACGUCAUAUGGUUCGCGAUGUUAUGUGCAAGAACUGUGGAGCAAAGUUGGGGUGGAUGUACGAAUUUGCCACCGAGGAAUCGCAAAAAUACAAAGAAGGCCGUGUGAUCCUGGAAUAUGCACUAAUCAAUGAAUCCGAAGGAUUUGCUUCAGAAACAGGAAGCACAAGUCAAUAAUGGACUUGACCCAUUGAAGCAAGCCACGGCCAGUGACAUUGGCUUCCUAUCAGUUUACAUAUACACAUAUAUACAUAGAUAUGUAUAUGUCCAUAUGUAUGUAUGUAUGUUUUUCUAGCGAUCGCUUAAUGUGGAUGAUGGUGUCAAGAUUAUUAUAGCUCGUAAGCAGAUAGUGUAUUAACCCAAUUAUGCAAUAAAUAUAUAAGGAAUAAAGUUAUGCUAUUUCAUGCUCA
Molecule: messenger RNA, 937 nt
Organism: Scaptodrosophila lebanonensis
Lineage: Eukaryota; Metazoa; Arthropoda; Insecta; Diptera; Drosophilidae
Gene: Yippee
Product: protein yippee
Exons: 2
Coding region: 339-704 (121 amino acids)
Source: RefSeq, a predicted model, not a curated record